This is a messenger RNA of Ramularia collo-cygni, 2631 nucleotides long. RefSeq lists its product as uncharacterized. The transcript has 2 exons. The record is from RefSeq and is a predicted model, not a curated record. Gene Ontology annotation, cellular component: nuclear pore. NCBI's taxonomy places the organism in Eukaryota, Fungi, Ascomycota, Dothideomycetes, Mycosphaerellales, Mycosphaerellaceae. Gene Ontology annotation, biological process: mRNA export from nucleus; ribosomal small subunit export from nucleus; protein import into nucleus. Bases 1 to 2631 code for a protein of 876 amino acids. Gene Ontology annotation, molecular function: structural constituent of nuclear pore.
AUGCCCACUAUCAUCGCACGGCAGCCUGCAUGGCUGGAUCGCAAUACACCUGCCUUCGACUUCUUCCAAACCGGCCAGACAGGACAAAACGCUGGCGAUCGAGACAGAUAUGCACCGUCGAGGAAGAUUGCACACAGGGGAACGGAGAUAUUCGCUGUCGUAGGGAAYGAACUCAGGUGGAGUGACUUGAGUUUGUUGAAAGAUGCCGGUAGCAGUAGCAGCGGCGGGAGAGACCAACAACCAGCGUACAAGGUCUUGAAAACACCGGCAUACAAUGCCAUUCAACAAGUGACCAUAUCGCCCUCGGGAGAUCUCCUCGCAGUUCUGACCUCCCACACGUGCCAUGUCUGUGUUAUUCCUUCGCAUGAGCAUCUCAGCUUCCAGGACCAGCAGCCGCUGAAGUURCGCUCCUUCCAGCUUGGUCCGACCGCUCAUGUCGUUGAUCAGGCGCCAUUAGUGAGCGCCAUCUGGCACCCGCUCUCGCCUUCUGGCAAUGGUCUGGUCACCGUAACCAAGGAUGCGGGAGUCCGCUUGUGGGAGCUGGACAUUAACAAUCGAAGCUCCUUCAACGAGCCCGCGUUAGCUGUGGAUCUCAAGAAACUAAGCAAUGCCUCGACUGUCCGCGAGGACUUCAGCGCCAGCAAGUAUGGAGUCAACAAGGGUUAUUCUGCAGACGAUGUGGAGAUGCAGGUGGCAGGCAGCUGUUUUGGAGGAACCGGCGCAGAAGAUGAAGAUGGUUGGUCAAGCAUGACGCUCUGGAUCGCCAUGACCGAAGGCGAUGUCUACGCGCUGUGUCCAUUCUUGCCCGCGAAAUUCUGGGCUCCUGCGUCUCUUCUGCCCACUCUGAGCACCAGCAUCGUUGCAAAGACGAAAGUCUUGGAUCAAGAUCGACAGGUCUCGGAGCUGGAGCGACGCAUUGCGCACCAGCAAAGUAAUUGGCUCGCGGACCUCGAUGAACAAGACCCCACCACCAUCCCCGGAGACACAAACAACAUGGACGUUUUCUCCCGCCCCGAACGACCAGGCGCGGUGCCGAGAUUGCAAGGUCCAUUCCAGCUGACACCCGAUGCGGAUUUCGGAGAGAUAACAGACAUUCAUGUCAUCGCGCCAAAGCUCAACGAUGAGGAUCUUUUCGACGAUGAAGAUGAUUACGCGGAGCUAGGGCUUGAUGAGGGUCUAAGCGUGGGAAUCAUCUGCUUGGCAACGGAGACGAGCAAAGUGCAUGUCUGCUUGAAUACCGAGGGCGUUGAGGCGGAGUGGCUUCCUUCCAGACGAUCACGAACACACCUGCCGCAGGACGAAGACGACGUCAAGGAACUCCUGCUUUUCGAGACGAUUGAUCUUGCACACGGCGAUCAAGCCUCAGCUGGACAAUCGUGGCCGACCUUCACGGCAUCGCCUGCGGAUCGCUACGAGCUAUUCACCGCACAACCUUCUGGGGUAUACGCCAUCUCCUUAAGGUCGUGGAUAGGGGACCUCGAGAACGAACUUUCGGCGCCACAAGUAGAUUCCACCAAAGGUAUUGCGUUCAGACUAGGCGUCUUUCUCGAGUCCGCCAGCUCGAUUGUCGAGACUAUUCUGCAAUUUGCCGAGCCGCAGCAGGAUUUCAAUGCCGCUCUUGCCAUCCUGUCCCAGUACUCUGAUCCCGGUUUCGUUGUGUUGACUACCGCUUCAAGCAAACCAUUGGUAGCUAUACUGGAUGUUCCGACUGGAGGGGCCCAACCUUUUGCACCGGAGGCCGUCACAUCAACUCGUCCCGUCACGAACCUAGAAUCGCGAGCACCCUACCAGCCGGACGACAUCUUCUUCCGACCGUCCGGUYUUCCCGCACAACUUGAAGCCUGGCGCCGGGAGAGCGCGACUGGGUCCGCUGGAGACGUCAAGGGGCAGAUAAGGUUCUCCCCGUACACUCUCCAAAAGGUUACGGAAGCUCACCGCAUCCUCAGCAGUGAAACAUACGCACUCGGUAUUGUUGUUGGAGAUCUCUUCAGACGCUGCGAAAGAAUGGUGAACGAAAUGAGAGCUCAAAUCGAGAAGGUCCGGGAGCUUUCCAAUCGUGUCAACAGCGUCACUGGCGAGGAUGAAUUUCCUGAGCAGAGAGCCGGCCAGCCCGAGCUGAUUCGCGGCGGGAGGUAUAGAAUGCAAGCGCGAAUCGAACAAAGACAGGCGAAGACGGAGGAACUCAAGGAACGAGUGGGGAGGUUGCGAAGCAAGAUGCGAGGACUGUCAGGGAAAGAGCUUUCAGCGAAAGAAGAGGCGUUCCUGCAGGAAGUGGAGAGAUUGCAGAGAAGCGUUCUCCCCCCCGCAAAAUCGACGACGCCGGAGGGGUCACUACAUAUGGGCGACAGCGAGCCUACGGAUUCCCUGGUGCUAGAGGGAGAUCAGGAGUCGAUCGUGGCGCGAUUCACGGCUGUACAGCAGGUCUAUAAGCAGCUCGCAGCGCAGGCGGCCGCGGUGCAGAGAAAAUUGGACGCCACAGCUGGCUCUGAACGCCGAUCGACAUCUUCGAAUUCGCAGCCUGAUUUCCGGCAGCGAAAGCUUGAUAAUGUUUGGAUGCUUUUGGAGAGGGAGACGGCUUUGGUUGAUGCUGUAAGCGAAAGGUUGGAGAAAUUGAAGAUGGCCGCUAUGUAA